Molecule: messenger RNA, 4971 nt
Organism: Purpureocillium takamizusanense
Lineage: Eukaryota; Fungi; Ascomycota; Sordariomycetes; Hypocreales; Ophiocordycipitaceae
Product: Non-specific serine/threonine protein kinase
Exons: 2
Coding region: 553-4206 (1217 amino acids)
Biological process (GO): protein phosphorylation
Molecular function (GO): ATP binding; protein kinase activity
Source: RefSeq, a predicted model, not a curated record
CACUGCUAGUACCACCAGCAGGCGAGCGACCUCCACCACCACCACCAGCCAGCCAGCCAGUCCCAGUCCCAGUGGGUGCCCGUCCAGCCGGCCGCCCUCUCGCUCGUCAAGUCUGCGCUGCUGCAUAUCGGGUGGAGCCCCCUCUCGAUCCAUCCAUCUUUUCUGACCUGCACCCACCACCGCCACCACUUCCUCGUCCUCCAACAGUGCUGUUACCAAUCCCACUUCUGCCAGCCUGCUGCUGAUCCAUUCUGUUUUCCCAAAGGCAAUCGCCGUCCUCUCCAACGUCUCCCUUCAGAACCCAUUCUUCAGCCUCUACGCUCUUCUCUUUUUGUUUUGCCAUCGUCGGCGCCAGUUCCUCAAGCAAGCAAGACGACGACGUGCUCGACCCGCCGACCCCGCCGGAUCCCUUUCCCUCCGAUAAUGCUGCGAUAGACUUGCCGGUCACGCCCGGCCCGCUGUCACCCUUCCUCAUCCCGUCGCCGCCCGCAGACGAUCUUCCUUCGAGAAUGUCGACUCGACCUCCCGCGACGUUGAGAUAGAACCAGCAUCAUGGACUCCUCCUCGCAAUGCUCGGAGUCGGGCCAGCCGCAACCGCAGCUGCACCCGCAGCACCCGCAGCCCGUCCACCACACGACUGCGCUGCCGCCGCUGCACGCCCACAUCCCUCCGUCCGCCUCUCUGCCGUUGAGAACCGCUCCAACCACGCCCGUUUCCUCCCCCGGCCUGUUCAGCCCUCGUCAUCUCCCGACCACGUCCAUCAGCGAGAGCAAUACGCCCGCUCUCGCGGCCGGGAGCCCGUAUCUGCACCCGCUGCAGACGCACCGAGUUCGAGAGACGCACAAGGCCCUCAUCGAUUCCGACAUCACCACCGGCCGCAAGUCCAUCAAUCAGUAUGAAGUCAUCGAAGAAAUCGGCCGCGGCAUGCAUGGCAAGGUCAAACUUGCCCGCAACACCUCGACCGGCGAGAAUGUCGCCAUUAAGAUCAUUCCACGCUUUUCUAAGAAGCGAAGGCUUGGCAGGGUCACAGCUAUGUCCCCUCAGGACAAGACGAAGAAGGAGAUCGCCAUCCUGAAGAAGAUCCGUCACCCCAAUGUUGUUGCCCUUCUCGAAGUCAUCGAUGAUCCCGAGCUUAAGAAGAUAUACAUGGUCCUUGAACACGUGGAGCUGGGCGAGAUCGUAUGGCGCAAGAAGGGCCUGCCCCACAUCUGCCAAUACGAGCGCCGGCGCAUCGAGCGCGAGAUCCGAGGAGAAGCUCCCACGGUCGAGGAGGAACAGUACAAUCAGAUGAUGGAGCGUCGGCAGGCCCUCAAAGAACUCAAGCGGGCCAAGAUGGCGCAGCAUUUUCCUGGCCCCUCCGACUACUGGAGCGUCGAGCACGGUGCUGCGGACGAAAGUGGUAGCAGCGCUGGUCAGUGGUCGCGCAUCCCCUCGCGCGAAGAUUUUGCCGUCACCGACGGGCAUUCGUCGCCGCCGGGGUCACGCCGAUCGUCGCUGGUGCCCUCUCGCUCGCUAUCCAUCACGUCGAUAGCCUUGGCGCCCACCGAGCUUGAUGAGAACGUCGACUGGCCCGAGGACAUCGAGACGCCUGUUCCGCAAUCGACGGCCACGACGGCUCUCGAGGGCACCAUGUAUGGCGCCUAUGCCGAAGAGGGCGCCUUCCGCGGGCGGUCUCCCAGUGUGGCAGACUCCAUCAUUUCCCACAUGUCCUCGGUGGACUGGAACCCUCGCGCGCACGACCCGUUUGCCGAGGACUUUUCCUUCGUGCCUUGUUUCACGCUGGACCAGGCUCGAUCCACGUUUCGGGACACGGUUUUGGGUCUAGAGUAUCUGCACUACCAGGGAGUUGUGCACCGCGACAUCAAGCCCGCCAACCUGCUCUGGAGCAAGGAGCACCGCGUCAAGAUCUCCGACUUCGGCGUGUCCUACUUCGGUCGGCCCAUUCGCGACGGCGAGUUAGACGAGACUGUGUCUGAAUCGGAAGCUAAGGACUUCGAUGACGACCUCGAACUCGCCAAGACAGUCGGCACGCCGGCUUUCUUUGCCCCCGAACUUUGCUACACCGACAUCGACAAGCAGGAGCAGCCCAAGGUGUCCGAGCAGAUCGAUGUCUGGUCCCUCGGUGUUACCCUCUAUUGUCUGAUUUACGCCCGCAUUCCUUUCCUCGCCGAGGACGAGUUCCAAAUGUUCAGAAAGAUUGCGACCGAAGAGGUCCACAUCUCCCGGAGGCGCCUGAAGCCCGUCGACCCCUCCACAUCGCCGUCGGCCACGUCGUUGUACAAGCGGCAAAAUGCGCACCCCUAUCGUGACGACAAUGACCUCGAGUACGAAGACGUCGACAACCUGCUGUACGAUCUGUUGCGUCAGAUGCUCGUCAAGAACCCCGAAAAGCGCAUCCGGCUGCGUGAUAUCAAGCGCCAUCCAUGGGUCGUCCAGGGCAUCUCCAAUGUUGUUGGCUGGCUCGACGAUACAGAUCCUGCGAGACCGUCGUGUGGCAGGAAGAUCCAGGUUGAUGAGAAGGAUAUGUCCUUCGCCGUUGUGCCCUUAAACUUCCUCGAGCGCGCGCGCUCCGCGAUGAAGAAGGCAGUCGGCAAGGUCAUACACCCUUUAGUAGAGCGGAGUGAUAGCAGGUCUCGACGUCGGGCCACGAGCAGUGCAGCCAGCUCCGCCGGCGACAGCAUGCUCAAACAUACGGCGCCUCCUACGCAGUAUUCGAACGAGAGACGUGCGAGUAUACGCGGAGACGACUACUUUUCUCAAGCGGCCAAGGAUCCUUCCGUUGCGCACCACGAUGCGCCCUUGACACCGUCGGCCGAUUUUCAAGCGGAAAGCGUCGAGUAUGAUCCUCUGGCAACUGUCCUGCCGCCUCUGGAAAAACCACAAGGCGUGAUCUCUACCGAGUCGCGCCAUCUGGUCGCCGGCCAGACUGGAUGCAGCACGCGAUUUCAGCGGCACAACGUGCAGCACAAGAUGAACCACACCUUUUUGAGCCUUGUGCCGCCGCUGCCCCAGACUCAAUCUACGCCCGCCACGCCAAGCUCCGAGCGACAGCAUCGUGAUGCUCUCCAUGACGGAGACUUUGCGAGACGGACGUCACGCAAAUUGGAGCAGCAUCUCGAGGACAAUGGCCGAUCGAUUUCGGUCGACCGCACCAUUUUCGCCUCCUCCGACAAGCGAGCCCAUGCUCAGGUCGGCUUGACAAACGCAACUGUGCCGGGGAACAUUCAAGGACCCCGGCAUUCACGUUCGAUGCGAUCUGUGGAUCUCGGCAGAGGCAAGUAUCCUCAUACCACGACCCCUUCGCCUCUGUCCAGCUCUCCAAAGACCACGGCUCCAUACCAACACGGCCAGCCCAACUCGGACCCGAACUUCAACACGCGGCAACACCUGCGACUCGACGAAAGGCCACAGACGGCUCAUCGUCCCGAGAACACCGCUAGCUCCAGACAAACAGAGUAUCGAGUGUCGUCGAGCCCAGAAAGACUUGCAGCUCAGCCUGUGCCAGCCGAUCCUGUCAAUAUCCCUUGCCCACCGUCGCCUGAACCUGAGGACUGGGCAGCGCACUCUGGAGUGCCACCGCGGGGCAACACCAUGACAUCAUGCAAAUCAUCCAGCAUGGAGUCAAUGGAAUGCAUGGGCACACCUCUUACGAGUCCUAGCGAGACCACAAGUCCUAUCGCGACGGAUAUUCCUCCCAAGAACGCUCCGCAACACAUGCUUAUCUACCAAUCGGACCCGUCUCUUCCAGCACUGCUCAGCGGUGCCAGCUCCAUCUCUGCUGACAUCGAGGGUGAACUUCUUUGUAAACCCGGUGUCGUCAACAGCCGGUCGCCUCGACUUGACUCGUGUGACCAGACACCUCCGGCGUUGACCAAGGACGCUCUAGCGAUGGACCAAGAUCGGGUGUUCCAAAAUGGCACCGCUAUGGAGAGCGGGCCAUUGGCUGUGCAUCUUCCCGCAGCGGAGCCCCAGAGUCCAUCUACUGUUGCGGCUGAUUCGCAACCGGACGAUGCCGAUGAGGAUGCAAGCGACGAUGACAUUCUCGUCAUGGCCAAGUCACGCAAACGAACUUCGUUGCUUCCCAAGACGUCUCCCAGCCGGCCGUUUGAGGCAAAGCGACGCGACACGGGUGCCAGCACAGCCAGCAACGAGACUGCAAAGAAGGUACCCGUCUACGACGACGGCUCGUCCCAGCAAGAGCUAUAACGUACAAACACCUCGAACACCGCUAUCAACGUGCGCGGGGCGCAUCAUUCUGGAAAUGAUGCGCCCUCUAGACUGCACGCCUACUCACAAUUUUUGAAGCCUCACGGCGCGUCAUUAUUUACAUUAGACACCGAUCUACUCACACACCCCGAUCCCACCUCAUGAUACCACUGGGAAGCAACCUUUCACCCUUUAUUGUUGCUCCAAAUGCCUGGCUGCGGCAGCGCAAUUAUAUUGUCCGUAUACGCUGGAAUACGCAUUAGAGACACUGAACGGUCGCGUGGUGAUUGAUGGUCUUGGUCUCAGCGACGGCAUGGACGUGCAGGCAACGGGCCGGCGCCUACAAUCAUCGCUCUAUGCAUGGGGUGGGGCCGGCGCACUUCUUUUUCCCUUCGUCUGAGAGGGACUUUCUGAGAUUUCUCCGAGAAUGAAUUCGAACUCGCCAACGGGUUUGGGCAAUCGGGCAACCAGACCGAGCCCGAAGGCUGUCAGCAGCAUUUUCCACAUGUUCUUUUCUAUCUUACUUUUUACACCAGUAUGCAUAGUAUGGCGCGGGCAAGACAACAUUUUGAUGGUGCUGGGACUGGCCAGGGAUGAUUUAAGGCUUUGAGACGAAUACACUGGCAGGACAUGGAGGCGUGGAUGAUAUCCAUGCUGUUGAUUAGGGAUACGGGCGAGAUAGCGCGGUGGUAUUGGUGUUUGAUGAUAGGUAGCGAUGAUAUCCCCAAUGGAGUGAAACGGCCGGAUGGCCUUUCAACUUGUGCA